This is a messenger RNA of Austrofundulus limnaeus, 1171 nucleotides long. Its product is annotated as potassium channel subfamily T member 1. Gene Ontology annotation, cellular component: plasma membrane. The record is from RefSeq and is a predicted model, not a curated record. Lineage: Eukaryota; Metazoa; Chordata; Actinopteri; Cyprinodontiformes; Rivulidae. Gene Ontology annotation, biological process: potassium ion transmembrane transport. Gene Ontology annotation, molecular function: intracellular sodium-activated potassium channel activity; outward rectifier potassium channel activity.
UCCCAAGCAUCCAUCAACGCGGAUCAGGGCGAGGAGCACCGCGACCACAGAGAGUCCUGGAAGGAGAAGACGGCCCACAGAAACUCCACCACCAGCGACCAGUCAGAGCACCCGCUGCUGAGGAAGAAGAGCAUGCAGUGGGCGCGGCGGCUAAGCAGGAAGAGCAACAAACCCACGAGCAAAGCGGAGCGGAUUUCACAGCAGAGGCUCAACCUGUAUCGACGCUCCGAGCGACAGGAGCUCUCUGAGCUCGUCAAGAACCGCAUGAAGCACCUGGGCCUGCCCACUGUGGGAUACGAGGAUGUUUCUAAUCUCACAGCGAGCGAUGUCAUGAAUCGAGUAAAUCUAGGAUAUUUACAAGAGUUGCAGGACAUUUCAGAGCAGCCAUAUACAGAGGGGACGAGGCCGUCAGGUUAGAUGGUUGAUCACAGAUUUGCAACUUCACUGCAUGAGUGUGAGUGUGGGUGUGUGUUUGUGUGUGUGUGUGUGGGUGUGUGUGUUUGUGUGUGUGUGUGUGUGUGUGUGUGUGUGCGUUUCCCUGCCAGAUUGAGUGGUAGUUCAGCAGCCAAACCUCUCACUCUCCUAUCUCUGUUUAUCCGCUCUUUUGCUGCAUUGUGUUCCUGUGAGGUGACGUUUCAAUGGCUAGAGUCCUGCAGGACAUCGGAGUCUGGCUUAAAGAGUGGAGUGGAGUGCAUCAAGUCUGUGGAUGGAAGUUUAAUCCUCAGGAAGAAAAUAAAUAUCUGUGAACGGAGCGUAAAAACUCUGAGAGAACAAUAAAAGAUAUUUUCUUUCGACACCACCUGCACAGCUCAGAGUGCUAUAACCUUUUGCCACGGUCACACCCCCUCACCUUAUCAAAACUGUGCUUUGGAACAUAGGCGUCGCAAUAAUAGUAAGUGAAGGGGACCCAACGUCGGACUGCCUGCACCAGGUUAGACAGGAGGAAGAUGACACUGAAUUCCUGAAGCGCAGAUAUUCAAUUUUAGAGUGAAACGAGCUUCCAGCUGUAGUGGAACACAGCCUGGGUGAAGACAAGUACAGACACAAUGGGCAUUAGGAGAUUCUUUACAAAGAAGCAGAAGGGUAUUUAUUCAAGAAUAAUAUGUAAAAUUUAAUCCAUAAAAUCAUCCAUAAAGUUGGGGGGUAGUACUAUACUCAGAUAAAUAUUUUA